Fukomys damarensis (Damara mole-rat) is the source of this 615-nucleotide messenger RNA. It is a transcript of the gene Gje1, whose product is annotated as gap junction protein epsilon 1. The record is from RefSeq and is a predicted model, not a curated record. Gene Ontology annotation, biological process: cell communication. Lineage: Eukaryota; Metazoa; Chordata; Mammalia; Rodentia; Bathyergidae. Gene Ontology annotation, cellular component: connexin complex.
AUGUCUCUAAAUUACAUCAAAAACUUCUAUGAAGGAUGUCUUAAACCACCAACCGUGAUUGGUCAGUUCCACACCCUUUUCUUUGGAUCUGUCCGGAUGUUCUUUCUUGGGGCGUUAGGCUUUGCAGUUUAUGGGAAUGAUGCUUUGCAUUUUAGCUGUGGUCCAGACAAAAGAGAGGUCAACCUCUUCUGUUACAAUCAGUUCAGGCCAAUCACACCACAGGUAUUCUGGGCAUUGCAGCUAGUGAUUGUCCUGGUUCCUGGAGCUAUAUUCCAUAGUUAUGCUCCAUGUAAAAUCAUCAAUCAAGAAUGCAUUAUUCAAAAGCCCAUCUACACUGUGAUUUACAUCCUCUCCGUAUUGCUAAGAAUUAGUCUAGAAAAGAUAGCAUUUUGGUUUCAGAUUCACCUCUUUGGUUUCCAAGUAAAACCUCUUUUGUGUGAUGCCAGUUCUCUUGGGGAAAAAAUGACUACUAUCAGAUGCAGGGUUCCAGAACACUUUGAAAAAACCAUUUUUCUCAUUGCAAUGCACACAUUCACUGUAAUUACAGUGGUAUUAUGUGUUGGUGGGGUUUUUGACAUCAUUUUUAGAAGACUAUGUUUUCUAGUUAGGCAAUGA